CGGUCGAACACAGCAAUCAAUUCUAACGACGAGACUUCGAGGUUUGCGGAAUAAGAGAUUGUAACUACUUAACAAAGUAAUAUCACAAACGCAGACGUAUCAUCAAAGGACCAAGUAUCAUAUCGAAAUUAGAUCACAAGGUUCGAUCUCUUCUCCUCGCCUGUGUAGAUCACAAUUGUACAACAUUAGAAUUCGGCAAGGAUAAGGCGUAAACAAUUGAGCAGCCCAACCUAUUCGGGAAGCACACAGGGAAAGGUGACGUCUCGAACGAGAGAACCAAUGAUAUCGUUCUCAUGACGAAUCCUUCGCGAGAUGUUCGACCUGAGGAUCGGCCUCCCGGCCUAGACUAUUCUGAUCCUAGGUCAGCGCGUGGCAGUAGUCAUCAGGCGCAUCCAGCAGUGAGCCAAAUCGGCGGGCCCAGAUUACGGAGGACUCGGGCCUCGUCGUCGAGGAGAAGAAUGCACUUGGCCAACGAGGUCCCUCCUCAAGGUUCCGCCGGCGGAAAUCAUCUUCCCGAUUACGCUCUCACCGCUGAUUUACUUGCCGAGAGGACACUGGACGGGCUUCUCGCCGAACAUCCCGGGGAACUUAUUCGAACAGGUUGUCCACAUGUCGUGUGCACGGUAUUGCCAUCACAUUGGAGGUCAAACAAGACUCUUCCGGUAGCCUUCAAGGUAGUAGCCCUCGGCGAAGUCGGAGACGGUACCCUCGUAACUGUCCGGGCCGGAAACGAUGAGAAUUGUUGCGCGGAACUACGAAAUUCUACUGCCCUAAUGAAAAACCAAGUCGCCAAAUUCAAUGAUCUUAGGUUCGUCGGUCGAAGUGGUAGAGGGAAAAGCUUCACUCUAACCAUCAUGCUGCAGACGUCGCCGCCGCAGGUGGCCACCUUGUCGAAGGCGAUCAAGGUGACCGUGGACGGCCCAAGAGAACCACGUUCGAAGACAAGACACCAGGCUUUUCAUCCCUUUCACUUCGGACCUCGUCCAUUCCCCUUCGGACAUCCGCAGGACCCGUUGGGAUUCAAACUGUCGGGAUUGCAACACCUGGGUCUGGAGCAAGGAGCGGGCCAGGGAUGGGGUGGGUUACCCCGAGGAUCUCUACCACCGCACUGUCUUCCACCACCCCCCGGUCACCAUCCGCACACACAUCCACAGCCAGUUGGUGCAUCGGCCUUCAACCCCUUCCAUCAUGCUAUCGAACAGAGGUCCCCGAGACUACCUGGACCUAAUACUGAAUCUUCGAGAAAUGACCUGGGUCCCAUCAGCGUGUCGGUGAGAGAAGUAACGCCGACAACGUCACCUGGAAAUCCCGGACCGGGCUUGCUGACGACGGCUUCUGUGACGGCGCCAACGCCUCCUGCCGAGUCGACCACUACCACCACGACGCCCAGCCCGUCUGGACACUCGCAUUUUCAAGGUCUUCAUUUGCUGGGUGCCACAGGAUCCAUUUUCGGAUCGAUAUUCGCGCCAUUGUUACCGCAGUCCUCCUGGCUCUACAACCCCCUGUAUCACACGCAACAGUACAUCCUGGAGCCGGAAUGGCACGCUUUGGCCUUGAGAAUGGCUCAGCAGCGAUUGCAGAGACCAGAUCACGCCCGAUUGGAGGAACUCAGGAAGCUCAGAAGCAGCAGCGACAGUCCUGAGAGCAGUACGAAGGACGAAGAGCGGAGGGGAGACGAUCAAGGCGCUUUACGUCGAUCCGGACUAGAUAGUCCGGACGAUAGUAUCGAGGUUGACGAUAAGAACGAUCAAGAUCUGAAUAGAGAUCGCAUUAGAAGCGACGAGUCUAUACCUGAGCAAGAUUCCCCAAGAAUCUCGCCGAUCAGAAGUGACUUGGAGGACGCGGCGUCCACAGACGCUACUUUCCAAGAAGCAUCGAUUCAUUUACGGCAGAGCAUAGAGAAUCUAAACGACUCGGAUCUACAGAUCGACCAGGAUCAGAUCGUUCGCCGCGGUGACCUAACUGUAAAAAUCCGUCUAGAAGGCACGGUCGAUCUUAGCACGAAGAAGGGUCAAGAUAAGGAAAAUGUCGGUCAGGAUCUGACGACGCGAAGAAAGGAGGACGGGAUAGACGUUGAGAGAGAGACCGUCAGAUCACGAAGAGAGAGAAGUCCCAAACCUAGACAAGUGUGGAGACCUUACUAGAGCCAGUACGUGGUUUGCUUCGAGGAAUCAACGUACGAGAAUCCUUCGAACGCGACGAUUUUCGAACGAAUUCGAUGAUCAAGACGGGGGGAUUUAAUUGUUGAAGAAGUACGAAUCGAUCUAAGUAUGGAUCUAGAUAAAUUUUAUCAUAUAUUCUAUUCACAGAAGAAGACUUCAUUUUGCUGAGAAAUCAGCAGAUAUUGAUUAUUAUCUUAUCUCGAGAUAAUCCGAGAUUAAAAGUGGGAGCUUGCACGAUGUUAUAGAGUAGUUUAGCAAUGCUAAGCGAUAUAUCAUCAUCGUCGUCAAGUUGUCGAGAGAUAAACGAAAACAAACCCGCGGAUGCUCGCGAACAUCUCGCGCAAUGUAACGCGGUAAUUGUCUGCUUGGAAAAUAAUUAUCAAAACUCUCGGACGAACUUCUUUGUCGAAAUUACGUGUCUCUUCGUAUGCCCGUUGCGGUAUCGUCUAAGAACUGUCAUGGACUCGUGGACUAACCAGGGUUUACGUUCGCAUAUAGUAUGUACAUAUAUACAAUGACGUCCGAUUAUUAUACAACUUAAUGUUCCAAGUAAACGUUAAGCAGCACACUACCCUCUCGUCAUUCCUCGAUUAUAUUUAAACUUCCUGAAUGUCUUAUCGACUACACGAGUACGCUAUCGAUGCGCGCGCAACAUGAUAUAUCUUAACGUAGAAAAACGAAUUCCUCAAAUUGGAAUGUAUUUGUUAUUUGUUUCUUUUUUUCAAAGUUACUUUGUUUCUGUUCUCCGAAAAUGUUAUACCGUCGACUUCAGGAAAGAAUGCGUAAAAAAAUACUCGUGUGGCAGAUGACAUUUUUUCGGGUAAAAGCGAAAUUACGCGAGUAACCUACCUAUUGUAAAUAUCAUCAUAUUAAAAGGUCCUGGCCAAGUCACAUUCUUUAUCAAGCCAUUGUCUCUUUUUUACGAGACAACGUCAUUUUUAAGAGACGCAGAGAUAUCGAUAUCCAUAGAAAGAGUGUCGUUAUGUAAUUAUCGUUUACAUAAUCUACGAGUCGUUUUGACGACGCUGUAUGUACGCGUGACUACUGGCCUUAAUCAAAAUCACUCAUUGUUUAAGUACGUCAUCAAAUAAAGUAAUAUCAUUCGUUCCAUGA
Molecule: messenger RNA, 3275 nt
Organism: Pogonomyrmex barbatus (red harvester ant)
Lineage: Eukaryota; Metazoa; Arthropoda; Insecta; Hymenoptera; Formicidae
Biological process (GO): regulation of DNA-templated transcription
Cellular component (GO): nucleus
Molecular function (GO): DNA-binding transcription factor activity, RNA polymerase II-specific; RNA polymerase II cis-regulatory region sequence-specific DNA binding; ATP binding
Source: RefSeq, a predicted model, not a curated record